AAUAGACAAUUUGACAAACUUAACUCGAUAAAACUAAUUUGUAAUAAGUAGUAAUACACUAUUUAGUGAGUUUACUUGAAUUAUUGGUGAAAAUUUAUUGUUAAUUAUUGUAAAGAGAUGCCUAUAGAAAAUUUGGAGGAAGAUGGGUUGGAGAAAAAUCCAAAUUUGGAACUGGCACAAGUUAAAUUUUUGCUGUCUUUACCGGAACAUCAACAUGACAAAGCAUUAAAAACCAAGUUGUCUGAGGCUAUUAUAGCUGAAAACAUGGCACCAUGGUACGAACAAGUUUGUAAAGAAUUAAAUUGGCCUCUAGAUAAAACUUUACUGAGUCGUAUGCAAGAAGAAAAUAGAAAAAAGUUAGAAGAAUUAGAUGCAGCCAUCGAAGAUGCAGAAAAAAAUUUGGGGGAAAUGGAAGUGCGAGAAGCUAAUUUGAAAAAAUCGGAGUAUUUAUGUCGUAUUGGAGAUAAAGCCGCUGCAGAAACCGCUUUUAGGAAAACUUAUGAAAAAACAGUAUCCUUAGGACAUCGUCUGGACAUAGUUUUCCACUUAAUUCGUAUAGGAUUAUUUUAUUUAGACCAUGACCUCAUCACAAGAAAUAUUGAAAAGGCAAAAUACUUAAUAGAAGAAGGAGGAGACUGGGAUAGACGUAAUCGGCUUAAGGUUUAUCAAGGCGUUUACAGCAUUGCUGUUAGAGAUUUUAAAAGUGCUGCAACCUUCUUUUUAGAUACAGUGAGCACUUUCACAUCGUACGAGUUGAUGGAUUAUCAAACAUUUGUUCGAUAUACUGUAUAUGUUGCGAUGAUAAGUUUACCAAGGAAUGAACUUAGAGAUAAAGUAAUUAAGGGUGCAGAAAUUCAAGAGGUUUUGCAUUCAACAACGGAUGUGAAAAACUAUUUGUUCUCGCUAUACAGCUGCCAGUACGCGGAUUUUUUUAAAAAUUUGGCUGAAGUUGAAAUUAUUCUGCGUAAUGACUUCUUAGUUCAUCCACAUUACCGUUUUUAUGUGCGCGAAAUGAGAAUUUUGGCUUAUACACAAUUAUUAGAGUCAUAUAGAUCCUUAACAUUGCAAUAUAUGGCAGAAGCUUUCGGUGUAACAGUAGAAUAUAUUGAUCAGGAAUUAUCUCGUUUUAUUGCUGCUGGUAGACUUCAUUGCAAAGUUGAUCGUGUUGGUGGAAUAGUAGAAACAAAUCGUCCUGAUAAUAAAAACUGGCAAUAUCAAGCUACAAUUAAGCAGGGAGAUCUUUUACUAAAUCGUAUUCAAAAACUAAGCCGCGUAAUUAACAUUUGAAAUGAAAUCAGAAAAAUAUUAUUGAUUGAACUUCUCAAUUUUUUCGUAAAUAAAAAAUAUUUAACUUAAAAAUAAAGUUUUAUUAUUAUAUAACAUAAUAUAUUAUACAUUAUUA
Molecule: messenger RNA, 1402 nt
Organism: Condylostylus longicornis
Lineage: Eukaryota; Metazoa; Arthropoda; Insecta; Diptera; Dolichopodidae
Gene: Rpn7
Product: 26S proteasome non-ATPase regulatory subunit 6
Exons: 2
Coding region: 118-1287 (389 amino acids)
Biological process (GO): proteasome-mediated ubiquitin-dependent protein catabolic process
Cellular component (GO): proteasome regulatory particle
Source: RefSeq, a predicted model, not a curated record